Messenger RNA from Fraxinus pennsylvanica, 639 nucleotides. Lineage: Eukaryota; Viridiplantae; Streptophyta; Magnoliopsida; Lamiales; Oleaceae. The record is from the annotation of a GenBank genome assembly.
AUGAAUCGUAAUGAAACUAUUUGGAAAGCUAAGUCGUUUACGGUGCAUAAAGUGGUGACCUUUGCAAAAAAAAUUCUUCAGCAGUGGAGUGAUGCUAAUCAGCCACUACCACAGCCCAUGGUUGGUCCCAACAGAACGGAGAUUGAAAAGUGGAAACCUCCUACUACGGGCUCCUUCAAAUUAAACAUUAAUGCAGCCAUUUUUGAAAAUAAACGGAAGUCUGGGCUUGGCCUUGUGAUUCGAGAUGAUUUGGGGUCAUUCGUUGCUUCCAGAGUUGUUCCAGUUCAAGGUAUUGUUGAUCCAAUUAUCACCGAAACUUUGGGGGUUCGUGAGGCCCUUUCUUGGAUUAAAUCUAAAUUCUUCGGGGUCCAAACCAUUGAAAUGGAUGCUCUCUUGGUUUAUAGCGCUCUACAGAAGGAUGACGUUGACAACUCUUACCUUGGUAUCCUAAUUGAAGAGUGUCGUCUUAUUGCUAAGGAAUUACUGAACCUCAAGUUCAAUUGGGUUAGGAGAUCGGCUAACCAAGUAGCUCACACAUUAGUUAAGGCAGCUAGUUCAUUACAUGAUAUUGUUGAUUGGUCUUAUUUUCCACUUUCUUUUAUUUCAAAUGUACUCCUUGCUGAUUCGAUGAAUGAAUAA